UAGAUUUUUCGUCAUUAUGGACCAAGGACCUUCAGUAAGUAUAUUUUAUUUAUUUGUUAAUUGUCAUUUCAUGGGAUUUUUCAUGUUUUUUGUUAUUCAGACUAGAAGUGCAGGCCAAGAUUCGCGGCAGCCGCCAACUUCUGACAUGGACCAUGAAGCUAGACUACUGUGCAUAGUAGACGAUAUGUGCACUAAGGAUAUUUUGGACCGUCAUUUGGGUUUUGUCACUCACAAAACCCAAGAAGAACCUUUGGCAACGUUUUCCAAAAAGGACAUACACUAUUUAAAUCUACAAAAAACGAUGUACAUCGAUGCGUGCGCUGCGUCCUCUAGUUUCACCAUCGAACGGUGUGCAAUGUUCGAGGAGGACGGCGAUGUUGGUGCAAAGGUAAUGGCCGCAAAGCAUUUAAAGAGUGGCACUGUGAUUAGGGAACUGUGUGGUAGGCUGGUGACGGUUAGAGAAUCAUUCCUGAAGCCUGGGCGAAAUGAUUUUUCUGUCGUUCACAGCAACUACAUCAAGAAGUCACAGUUAUGGUUGGGUCCAGCUGCUUACGCAAACCACGAUUGCGAAAGCAAUUGUGAAAUUCAUUAUUUAAGGAGCGGUGUGGCAUGCCUUCGUACCAACAGGCCAAUUCCAGUCGGUGAGGAGAUCACGGCUUUUUACGGGGAUAAUUAUUUUGGUGAAAAUAAUGUGCAUUGCCUUUGCACGACUUGCAAAGAAAAAGUGGAAGGUGUGUAUGCCAAUACUGAACCUCCACUAAUAGAAAAACCGUUUCUCCAAUGUGCCCAUUGCCCUACGAGGUUCCGAUAUAAAUCGUGGUUGGUGCGGCAUCUUUUGAGGCACGUGCAAAUCGAUAAGUUUGCAUGUGGAGAAUGCGGUGAGUCUUUCAGCAGGAAAUCGUCAUUGAAGAGGCACGCCAAAAGACACGAUACCGAAUUAACAAAAUUUCAAUGCACGCUAUGUCGAAAGUCUUUCACGCGGAAAGAAGAUGCCACUCGCCACGAGAACACCGUCCACCUUAAAUUGUCAACUCACAAAUGCACGGAUUGUGAAUUGACAUUUAAGACCAAAAAGGAGAUGCAGUAUCACCACAAUCGUAGUCACACUGGAUUAAAACCAUUUUCAUAUAUCACUGGUUCCGACUGCCGUAGCUGCCAAUCGGAUUAUUUUUUUGUAGCCGUUGUUCGGUUCGUGGAUUAG
Molecule: messenger RNA, 1201 nt
Organism: Aphis gossypii (cotton aphid)
Lineage: Eukaryota; Metazoa; Arthropoda; Insecta; Hemiptera; Aphididae
Product: histone-lysine N-methyltransferase KMT5C-like
Exons: 3
Coding region: 17-1201 (394 amino acids)
Cellular component (GO): nucleus
Molecular function (GO): protein binding; histone H4K20 methyltransferase activity
Source: RefSeq, a predicted model, not a curated record